Centropristis striata (black sea bass) is the source of this 7621-nucleotide messenger RNA. Its product is annotated as pyridoxal kinase-like. Gene Ontology annotation, molecular function: pyridoxal kinase activity. Bases 779 to 1702 code for a protein of 307 amino acids. Gene Ontology annotation, biological process: pyridoxal 5'-phosphate salvage. The transcript is spliced from 11 exons. The record is from RefSeq and is a predicted model, not a curated record. Gene Ontology annotation, cellular component: cytosol. Lineage: Eukaryota; Metazoa; Chordata; Actinopteri; Perciformes; Serranidae.
CCCCACCCUCAGUCACGACUCUGUGUUAAAAAUGGUGUGAGUCACAACCACAGACACCAAAAAAAGUGAGUGCAGCACCAAACCCCAUCCAAAAAGAUGCUAUUAUUAAUUUAAUUUUCUUCUUUUGACCAUUAUGUUGUCUACGCGAUACAUUCAUAUAGAAUGCUUCCUAAACUAAUUCGGCUGUAUAAAAUUGAGUGUAAGAGUAUAACACAAUAGAAGCUGUCAUUCACAUUCAUUCAACUCCAGCUGUGUUGAUCAGGAUGCGCUUGGUGACGUCACUCGGUUUAGGCGGUCACUCCGAUUGCCUGCGUAGAAUACCGGCGUGCUCGCGUGCGUGUACGUGUGUUUUGUCCUUCAGUGAGACUGCACGCGACCUCCCGGUUGUCUGGUCAGCUCGUACCACACUUUUUUAUUAGAUUUUCCGGUAACUACACAUUAACAACAACACUAACGGCAUCUUUAACGACCGUUACUGAACCGUCAGUGUAUUUGUGUGUGGGGGGCCACACGCACGCGCUCUCUCUCUCUCUCUCUCCACACACUCACUUGCACAUCAGCCGUUACAACCAGCACACGCGCUCUCAAACACACCGCCAUCCUUGCUCGUGCCACACAGCUGGUUAGCUAGCUAAGCUAACGUUUCUCCUUUUCCUACCGGCGCCGUUGUGUUUUACAUUUAAUUUUCUUCGCCCCCCGUACUGUUAUGUGUGGACGUGAUCAUUGAAGUUAAAGUAACGGAUUAUCUGCAUCCCUCCUCGGCUGACCGGGAGCCGCCAUGGAGUGCCGUGUUCUGUCCAUACAGAGCCAUGUAGUCCGGGGAUAUGUGGGCAACAAGAGCGCCUCUUUCCCAUUACAGGUUUUAGGGUUUGAGGUGGACUCCAUCAACUCUGUCCAGUUCUCCAACCAUACAGGUUAUUCUCAUUGGAAAGGCCAGGUGCUGACAGCAGACGAGCUGCACGUUCUUUAUGAAGGAAUCAAACUGAACAACGUACACCAGUAUGACUAUGUUUUAACAGGGUAUACCAGAGACACAUCAUUCUUGGAGAUGGUAGUGGACAUUGUUCAGGAGCUAAAGAGAGCCAACCCCAACCUGGUGUAUGUCUGUGACCCCGUCCUUGGUGAUCAUGGAUCUAUGUACGUUCCCCAGAAUCUUUAUCCGGUCUAUAAGAACAAGGUGGUUCCUGUUGCAGACAUUAUUACUCCUAACCAGUUUGAGGCUGAGUUAUUGACAGGGAAAAACAUCAGCACAGAGAAAGAUGCUGUAGAGGUUAUGGACCUUCUCCAUGCUAUGGGCCCAGACACAGUGGUCAUCACCUCCUCUGAUCUGCCCUCCAGACUGGGAGACCGAUUCCUCGUGUCUCUGGGCAGCCAGCGCCAUGUUCGUCCCGACGGCAGCAGGACGACGCAGAGAGUUCGAAUAGAAGUCCCCAAAGUGGACGCCGUCUUUGUAGGAACUGGAGACUUGUUUGCUGCUAUGCUGCUAGCGUGGACACACCACUACCCUAAUGACCUAAAGACGGCCUGUGAGAAGACUUUUUCAGUGAUGCACCAUGUUAUCCAGAGGACCAUUUCGUAUGCUCAUGAGUUAGCAGGUCCUGGUCGGAGGCCCAGUCCGCCCCAGCUGGAGCUGAGGAUGGUUCAAAGUAAAGCUGACAUAGAAGACCCUGCUAUAGUUACGGAGGCCACAGUCAUAUCCUAACAGUACCGACUCAUAAGACUCAUACUAACCCUGUCCUCUUCACCCAUAAAUCUCUCAAAUCCAGUAUCUCGGUAAAUCUCUCAUCACUGUAAACCUUGACUGUCAUUUCCAAACUUCAACACCUCAUGAUCCAGACUCCUUAAGACCCUUAGUAUUGUAACCCCUGUAGUCCUUUCACCCUGAACCCUUUGAGUCCUCAGUGUCCUAACCCCUUAAACUGACCCCUGAACCUGUAACUCCCCCAGCCCUGUUUUGGAACUAGAGCCAUGGAUGGACAGAACGUUUUGGUCAGAGUGUAACUAGAAAACUGUGUCCACAAGCGUAACUUAUCACACUCUGUUUUUAAAAUACAUACUGAUAAUUAUAACAGGGUGUCACAGUUUAUUGUAAAACUCAUUCAAGGUCAGUAGAGGAAUGCUUUGGACAAAAGUGAUGUGAUUGGCCCCGCUCACACCUGGCAUUAACGUGUUUUGGGUGAUUCAGUCACAAGUGGACAGCACUGACACACCACAUUUGGAGGUGAUUAUAUUGCUAUAAUCUUUUAGUGUUCAGGGCUUGGCUUGGGCGCUAUCUGGUUUUUCAUAUGUCAUGCCUUUCCUACAUUUCCCUGUGGUUAAGGUAUAUGAUGGUAUUUAUGCUUGUAUGUAAAUACACAGCUGAUUACAGCGACUAUGGGCUCUCUGUCCAUUAAACUUGCAAAAUAAAAAUCGCCAUAAAAACAGCUUGGUCAGUGUUGGCAGGCUCCCCUUUAUCAUGAGGAUAACAUCCAAACAGGGACAGAGUCAUUUUUAGUUUCAAAAGUCCUGUAAGUCGCCAUGUUUCUUUGCUAAACUACCUAGAGACUGACCUCAAGUGUAAUCUGACUUUGUCCACGAUGUCUGAACAUUUUGGAAAGCCCAUCACGGCUGUGUAAAACAUCUUGGGCGACUUGUUUCGCCUGGAACACGCCAAGGAAUACAUCCAGCCUGUAUUGCUUCUUUUUAGUUUGGGCAGACGUGAGAUCCAAUCACAAAUGCAGCCAGAAGUAGCCAGUGAUGUCACUAUGUACUAUUGCACCCUGAACUACAUGCCUACAUUAAUGCAGUGAGGUGAGAAAUUAAAACAAAAAGAGGUAUAGCGGGAACAAUUUAUUGUUACAUUCAGAGAACAAAACACUGCAACAUUCUUGCAGUAUUUACCCAAAAGUUAUUAAUUCCAGCUGCUGAAUGAAACUCUACCUCUAAAUUAUUAAAUGUAGACGUGCCCGUUUUGUUGCUCUAUUACUGCCACUCCACUCAACUCAUUCUUAUUUCAGACAGACUUGCACUCUGACACAUUUGGUGGAACUAAAAGACUAAACGGACCAAACUCUGUUUAUCUAUGGCUCUGCCCACCACUAUUUCAACCCCUCCCCUGUCUUACAGCAGUGAUGUAAUGGUGACCAAGUCUAACCCCAUGAGACCCCUUGAAAAUAUAACAAAGGAAAAAAAAAACGCACAAUGUAUAGUUGAUGUAUAGAUGUUGUACUAUAAUUGUAUUGGACCAUCUGUAUGAUAUCUUCUAUCUGAUCUGUCUAUUGGACCAUUGUGUUGAUGCUACUGUACUAUAGACCACACGCACUACAAUAUCACCCAAACCAGAGACAUUUGGGCUGGUUCUGGCACUCCUGGAGGUUCCAGAGGCUCCAGGCGUUGUCACUUGUUAGUAAUAGGUAACUGUCUUAUUAGUCAUAGUAAAUAGUCAAACCUCUUUCAUCUCAGCACAACAUGAAGAAAAAACGGGCAACCUGAGCCGUCUGAGCCGUCCCCAGCCGGUUUAACGUGUGCUAGACCAAUCAGAAAGUUGGCUACCUCAGUGCCAGAACCAACCCAAAUCAUCGCCGGGCGGUUCCCGGCCCAGCUCUGGCCCAGAACCCUAUAUCUGAAAGCUGUGCCACUGAAUGACCUGGAGGCCUCGAGAAGGUGUAGAAGGAGAUCCCACCCUUCCCCCAUAUCCAGGAGCAAGUUUGUUUGUUGUAGAAAACUUCUUUUUUACUCCACUGCCCACUCCACUGUGGUGGAAAUGAUGCCAGUUUGUCAAAUUUUAAUGUGUUGUCAGGGGUUUCAUUUUUAAAAUUUUUUAAUAACUUAUUUAUUUGUUUUAGAGAUUAGAGAUCUGAAGUUCUAUCUGGACAAACUGAUGGCUGUUUGAAAUGACUGUUGACCUAUUCGCAAAACAUAGAAUAACUGAUCUAACUUGUUUUUUCUUUAAAUUUAACGAUUGUUUUUAUGUUAAUAUUCUUAUUAUAUAUGAUUUCUUCUAUUUUUGUGUAUAAAAUGCUGAUAAUCACAAAACCUAGUCAUGAUUAAAUUGCAGCGAUGUUGAUCGAUAUUUAAAAUGAAACCAUUUUUUAAAAAGCAGCAAAUUCUCACAUUUGAGAAGCUGAAAGUUAAUUUUUUGCAUGAUUAAUUGAUUAUCCAAGUGUAUAUAUACACAGUACUAUAUGAGUAAGCUAUGUACUGCUUUAAAUGACUGUUAACACUGUUAAAUCACAGGAUAUUUGUUAUCUGUCUUACAUAGUUUGUGAUAUCAGAAAAUCAAAGCUUACACACAGCACUCUGUGUGUUUUCUGGCUCAUUUAUUAGUUGCUAAAGUAACAAGGUACCCUGAAGCAAGGAUACCAGAGUCAAUCUAAAGUAUCAUGGUGGCUAUUUAUAAUUAAUUAUUAAUUAAACCACAAGCGGCAUCAUUUCCUGUCAGCCUGUUACAAUAUUCUGUUAACCACAGUGGAGUGUAGUUGGAAAGAGGUGAGGAGAACGUGACAUGCGACAGUGGUCAUGAGCCGGUUUCAAACCAGUGAUGUCGCAAGAACUUGGCAUGUGCCUUAGCCCGCCGAGCUACCAGGGCCCACAGGAGAGGAGAGUCUAAUACUUUUCAGUUACCCCUGAAUCUGUCUAUCCCCUGAUUUGAAUGUUCAGAAUAAAACAUCUGAAAUUGAAAUUAACCUUGCUUACAGUUUUGGAUAAAAAAAAACAAAUGACCGGAGGCUUAAAAAAACAAAACAAAAAAGAAAAUUAAAUCCAGACGGCGUCAGUGUCCCACCUGAGCUGGAUGUAAGGUUCUGGGCAGGCCAGUGUAAUUCUGUACUGCUGUUGUUUCUCUAUGGACUGUACUGUGAUACUGCCUUAGGAACCUAACAUCAUAACACCACAAAUACUCUCUGAGGGAGAGGUGGAGAGGGGGGGAGGAUGGGGGAGGAAGGAAACAUGACUUGUCUUAAAUGUAGGUACUUUUGACUGCAAACUUAUGUUUUACACUGUGUCUGAAAUGAUGAAGAAUUGAGAUUGCAUAUGCUUAAUUUAUAUUGGAUCCAUUAAAAAAGUUGUUUUUCAUUGACAUUUAAUUUAACCAAAUUGUUCAUUUGGUUUUCCUGACAAACACCAAAACCCAAAGCUAUUAAAAUUGCAAUGAUUUACAAAAAAAAAAGAAAAGUAACAUCAUAAUUUUUCUUGAUAAAUGAUUUAAACAAUAUUUUUUUCUGAAUUUGACCACUGAAAACCUUCCUUUUCUUUCUAGACUUUAAAGACUAAAAGGUAAUCUGUAAACACCUCUCCGACUAAUGGUGGAAAAAAUGCAGUGUCAUUUUUAAAAUUGCAAUAGUUCAUAUUGAUUUUGUACUAGUGCAGUUAUAUUGUGCCACUGUAGCGCUGAUUGUCAUAUCAAGAACAGACCAACGUGUCUGUGCGCUUGUCGGCCAACCAGCUUUAAGCUCUGCUAUAAUCAACAUGUGCACUAUUCAAUCCUUUGCUUCCUGCUAACAAACCAGUCAGCCGUAUUAUUGGGUCAAAAUGUGUCUACCUUGUGUUAAAUGUGUGUGUGUGAGAGUGUGUAUGUGUGUGUGUAUAUAUAUAUGUCCUUUAUGGUCACAGGGUUUUGUGUGUAUGUGUGUGAAAUGAAAGAGGAAAUCCCAGAGAAGUAAAAAGACAGGGGCCGAGGGAGGAGGAGGGUUAAAAAAAGACAACAAAAAAGAGACAGGAAUAGCGUGCAUGAGGAGGGGAGGUGAGGCAUGUUCAAGAGGACAAUCAUUCUGUGAUGUUACGCAAUGUUGCACGACUCCCUUUUCUUCUAUCUGCUGAACAAAAAAAGGGGGAUUGAAUCUUCAUGAUGCCUCACGUCCCCUCUUUCUCUUCCUCCACCCAUCAUCGAGCAAAUAUCAAAAGAAUCUGUCCUCCCUGCUUCCCUGCAGUGUCAAUCAUCGUGUCUGUGUCGCUAGUUUUUAAACCUUAGCCUUGCUGUGUGUGUGUGUGUGUGUGUGUGUGUGUGUGUGUGUGUGGUAGGUGGUUGUACUGUACCCCGACUCCCUUCCAUCUCUCUGCUAGAAGGUCACUACUGUCCCUGCCUUCCAUACAGCUCUCACCUUAAUCUCCGCUUGCUUGCUGGGUCUUUUGUGAUACAUCUUCCCUGCACUCUUGUUUUUUAAAAAAAGCUGCUGUUAUCUUUACCUAAAUUCUUACUGCUGUUGCUUAAAUACACCACAUCCAAUUUCCUCCACUAAACAUCUGGAUUGAGUUGCACCAGCUCUUUGUAAUUAAAAGUUUGUGCUAAUCAAGAGCAUUUGAAACCUGUUUAAAUCCAGUUGCACCAUUAAAAAAAUCAUCUCUGAAAACAAGGAGUCACUGUACAAUAAAAGCUAUGACAUAACUUUAUAAAAAUAUAAAUUCAAGAGGCCAACUAAUCUAAUAAAGUCUAAUAUAGUAAAAUGUAGGAUUGAGUGCUUUAUUCAUACAUGAAUAAAUGUGGGAGCUUAAUAGAUAUUGCUAUGAGUAACCGGAUCCUACAUGAACACUCAAUUUUCUGCCAAAGUUUGAACAUUUUCUGGUAUUUUGCAUUAGACCUUUUCUUUUUGAUAUAAGUGUUUAACUUUAAAAUAUUUCCUUUUAUUACUUGUGGUCAUUACAUCUGACGUAAUAUUAGGUAUAUUGUAUUUUUUGUUAAAUAUAAUUGAAUCUUUUACCAGUUUCUAUCAGAAAUGAACAGCAUUUUUAAUUAUCAGGUCACUUAAUCUGUGACUUAAAUCUAAAUUGGUGGAAAGCUAAUUUUAGAGCUGUCAAUUUUUGUUCAUGCCGUUUGUGUCAGUUACACCCAGAAAUGACUGGAUGUAAAUACAACAAAUCUCUACAAAGUAAAACAUUUGUGUGGUGCAACCCGUUUUAAUGUAGUAAGCCCCUUUUGGAUCAUUAGGAUAAGUCUGAAUUUACAAACAGCUGGUGAAACUGCUUACUAAUGAACUUGGCUGCCUUUGGGCGUCAUCAAACAGAAUUGAAAUGUUUCUUUUAUUGUGACACAAAAAAGCAAAAAUAAUGGUUGCUUUAUGUUUAGUUGUUGAUGUGAAGUAAACUAAAGAUGAACUGGAGAUUGAAUAGUCAAACAAUAACCAGACUGAUUGAGUCACACAGCAGCAGUGGAAACUGUCCUGUGUGACCUUUCACCUCUGUCUGUGCUUUAGAUGUGACCGAGCCCUGUCAUUUGCUUGCUGCUCACCACGCUCCCCCCUCACAUCUCCUUCUCUGUGCACCUGUUGUGAUAGACCCUCCCUCCCCUCAUCCCUGUCCGUUUGGUUACAAAAUGGCUGCCACUAAAAACUGCAACGGCCCGACCGCCUGUCUUCGACCGUGGUCCUCUCCUCUCCUCCUGACUGACAGUUUCGUCUCCGCCAUAUUGUUUUUCUUUCUUUUUAAUUUCUGUUCUUGGUGGCCAAAACAAAAACAAACGAGGAAAUGUAAUAAUCAUUGUUUGGUAACUGUUUUUAGUGCUAUGUUUUUGGAGCGUUACGAGUAUUUUCUAACAUGUUACAAUAAAAGAUUGUAGUGUACAAAUUCACAUUUAUAAAAUAUAUAUAUAUAGAUAUAUAUGAGAAAUGUAUGUUCUAAUGCAAUAAAGAGAGAUUAAGAAUUAUGAAAA